This is a messenger RNA of Prunus persica (peach), 1616 nucleotides long. Its product is annotated as vacuolar amino acid transporter 1. Gene Ontology annotation, cellular component: plasma membrane. NCBI's taxonomy places the organism in Eukaryota, Viridiplantae, Streptophyta, Magnoliopsida, Rosales, Rosaceae. The record is from RefSeq and is a predicted model, not a curated record. The transcript is spliced from 3 exons. Bases 61 to 1275 code for a protein of 404 amino acids.
UCUCUCUCUCUCUCUCUCUCUCUCUCUCUCUCUCUCUCUCUCUCUCCAACAUAAGAAACAAUGGCAAAUGAGUUAAGAACUCCACUAACUCAAAGCAAAGGAUCCAGCUUCUUGAAAGCUUGCUUUAAUGGAACAAAUGCUUUCCUGGGUGCUGGUCUUGUAACACUUCCUUAUGCCCUCUCAAGGGCAGGGUGGCUAAGCUUGGUGCUCUUGUUUCUAAUUUCCAUUAUCACCUUCUACACAGCCAUCUUGCUAAAGAAAUGCAUGGAUUCUGAUCCAUCAAUUACAAGCUACCUUGACAUUGCUGAGCGUGCCUUUGGUAAAACAGCCAGAAUCAUAGUCUUAAUUAUUUUGAGCACAGAAUUGUACCUGGUUGCCGUAGGCCUCAUAAUAUUAGAAAGUGAUAGCUUGUAUAAGCUGUUUCCGAAAUUCAGGAUCAAGCUCGGGUCGUUGUUAAUCUGUGGUAGACAGUCAUUUGUGUUAGUUACAGCUUUGAUCAUCUUGCCCACAAUGCUGAUCACUGAGAUGAGCAUAUUGUCCUAUGUUUCGGCCACUGGAGUGUUCUGUUGCCUUAUCAUUGUUGGCUCCAUUGUGUGUGUUGGUGCAUUUGGAGGUGUUGGGUUUCAUGCCAGUGGAGACUUGUUAAAUGUGGGGGGCCUUCCUACCGCUGUGAGCUUGUAUAUUUUUUGCUUUGCAGGACAUGCAAUCACCCCUUCAAUAUACAUUUCUAUGCGAGAUAAAAAUCAGUUCAGCAAGGUUGUGUUCUUUAGCUUUCUACUCAUAACCAUCACUUGCAUGGUAACCGCAGUCACGGGCUAUCUUAUGUAUGGAGACGGUGUCGAAUCGCAGAUCACUUUGAAUCUACCAACAACAGAAGUGAGUGCAAGAGUUGCAAUAUACACCAUUCUACUUAUUCCAAUCGCAAGAUAUGCGUUGAUGGUAACCCCAGUAGCUAAUGCCAUUGAAGGUGGACUUCCAGAAGAUUACAAAAAUUGGAGAUCUGUUAAACUGCUUAUAAGGAUGGCAUUACUAGUCAGCUGCACAGUGGUAGCCUAUGUUUUCCCCUACUAUGAGACCCUCAUGGCGAUUGUCGGCUCGCUAUUUACUGUUUCAGUUUCCUUCAUUCUCCCCUGCAUGUGCUAUCUCAAGCUUUCUGCUUGCUAUAGGAGCGGGAACUACAAGCUAUUAGGCAGUGUAGGAAUAAUUGCAUUUGGAACUUUAGUAGGUGUCUUAGGGACUUACUCAUCGAUUGUAGAACUUGUUCAAGAGUAUUGAAUAAUUGUAUUGAACUUCAGUCUACCAAGAAAUUUCUUGUCUUAUGAGAAUAUACAAUUAGUUUCUCAUCAUCUCAAUUCAAAAGUACCUUUGAUUUCUGGUUUCUGAACCGCAUUGUUUAUGUACCUUAUUAUAAAUGUGGGUUUUUUUUUUUAUCACUAGUGUCCAAGAAUUUUUUCUAAAUUUUUAUUUUAGUUUUCAAAAUUCUCAAAUCAAUCAAUGUGGUCCUUCAUCCGAUUAAAUUUCAUCACGUGGCCAACUUUAAAGAUGUAUUUUCAUCAAAUAUCUCAUCCACUUAAAAUACCGCGUUAAAUGGGUAUUUCCAUCAAAAUCCUGUAAAU